Anolis sagrei ordinatus is the source of this 3076-nucleotide messenger RNA. RefSeq names its product polypeptide N-acetylgalactosaminyltransferase 11 (gene GALNT11). Gene Ontology annotation, cellular component: Golgi apparatus. The record is from RefSeq and is a predicted model, not a curated record. NCBI's taxonomy places the organism in Eukaryota, Metazoa, Chordata, Lepidosauria, Squamata, Anolidae. Gene Ontology annotation, molecular function: polypeptide N-acetylgalactosaminyltransferase activity; Notch binding. Gene Ontology annotation, biological process: protein O-linked glycosylation; regulation of Notch signaling pathway.
CCUGAGCCCCGCCCCUUUUUCGGCGGGUGAGGGUGUCUGGCUCGCGCUGCUGUUGCUGCCUCUGUUUCUGCCUCUUGGCCGCUCUUUUCUUGUCAGGGGAGAUUCUGUUCUCGCUCCCGCCGCAGUUCAGGCGAGGAGGGAACGACCGAGGAGGAUUACUAUGUCCCGCCCGGGUCCGGAGCCCCGCCGUCUUUCUUCAGGGGACUGAAAAUGUGCCAGAAAUAAUGCUAGGACUACAAUGGGAAGUGUCACACUUCGCUAUUUCUGCUAUGGCUGCCUCUUCACUUCUGUGACCUGGACGCUUCUGCUCUUUAUUUAUUUCAAUUUUAGCGAAGAAACACAAUCUUUCAAGAAUGUGCCCAUCAAGGGGCUUGAACCUCAGAAGCCUUUUCCCAAAAGAUUCUAUCCUCGUUUUGUCCAUGGACCCGUGCAUGUCCCUGAACUGCAGCACAGAUAUGGCAAGAUCAGGAAUCCUUUGGAAAAUGCAGUACAGGAUCCUGUUAAGGAUGACACUGAGCUCUCUCCUGAAAUGGGUAUGAUUUUUAAUGAACGUGACCAAGAAGUGAGAGACUUGGGUUAUCAAAAGCAUGCUUUCAAUAUCCUCAUCAGUAACCGGUUGGGAUAUCAUAGAGAUGUGCCAGACACGAGGGAUGCAAAAUGUAAAGGAAAGAAAUACCCUCUUGAUUUGCCCUCUGCUAGUAUCAUAAUUUGCUUCUAUAAUGAAGCAUUCUCUGCCUUGCUUCGAACAGUUCAUAGCGUUCUGGACCGCACACCAUCACAUCUUCUCCAUGAAAUUAUUUUGGUAGAUGACAGUAGUGAAUUAGUUGAUCUGAAAGAAGACCUAGAUGUUUAUCUAAGAAAAAACCUUCCAAACAACAUAAAACUAGUCAGAAAUGAGAAGCGAGAAGGGCUCAUUCGAGGGAGAAUGAUAGGAGCUUCCCAUGCUACAGGGAAGGUGCUUGUAUUUCUGGACAGCCAUUGUGAGGUGAAUGAGCUGUGGCUGCAACCGCUUCUGACGCCCAUCCGAGAAUCACGUAAAACAGUGGUUUGCCCUGUCAUCGAUAUUAUCAGCGCUGAUACCCUUACCUACAGCUCUUCCCCAGUUGUCCGUGGAGGGUUCAACUGGGGCCUGCACUUUAAAUGGGAUCUUGUUCCUUUAUCAGAACUGGAAGGCCCUGAAGGAGCUACUGCUCCAAUCAAGUCACCUACCAUGGCAGGAGGCUUAUUUGCUAUGGACAGAGAAUAUUUCAAUGAACUUGGGCAAUAUGAUAGUGGCAUGGACAUCUGGGGAGGGGAAAACCUGGAAAUAUCAUUUCGGAUCUGGAUGUGUGGAGGCAAGCUUCUCAUCAUUCCUUGCUCCAGAGUAGGACACAUCUUUCGUAAAAGGCGGCCUUAUGGCUCACCGGGCGGCCAGGACACCAUGGCGCACAACUCUCUACGACUGGCACAUGUCUGGAUGGAUGAAUAUAAGGAUCAAUAUUUUGCCCUGCGACCAGAACUGAGGACAAGGAACUAUGGAAAUAUUACUGACCGGGUGGAAUUGAGAAAAAAGUUGAAUUGCAAAUCCUUUAAGUGGUACUUGGACAACAUAUACCCAGAAAUGCAAAUUUCUGGGUCAAAUGCCAAAGUUCAGCCACCACUCUUUUUCAACAAAGGGCAAAAACGACCAAAAACACUCCAGCGUGGCAGGUUACGUCACCUUCAGUCAGAUAAAUGCCUGGUUGCCCAAAGCCACCCAAGUCAGAAAGGAGGACUUGUUGUGGUCAGAGAGUGUGACUACAGUGAUCAAAAUCAGGUAUGGCUAUACAAUGAGGAUCAUGAACUAAUCCUAAACAAUCUUCUGUGUCUGGAUGUAUCCGAAACCCGGACUUCUGAUCCACCCCGCCUUAUGAAAUGCCAUGGUUCAGGAGGCUCUCAGCAGUGGGUCCUGGGGAAAAAUGACCGGCUUUAUCAGGUGUCCGUUGGGCAGUGCAUGAAGGUUGUGGAGCCCUUCAGCCUCAAGGGAUAUGUGGCUAUGGCGAUUUGUGAUGGCUCCCUCCCGCAGCAGUGGCAUCUGGAGAGCUGAGCAGCAGAGGCAGAACCUCGGUUCCUGAGUCAACUGAACUGAAUUAGGAAUCUGGAUUCCAAAUGGACACUUGCGACAUUCAGUAUUUAAAGGAAGUUCAGAAAACUGUUAGUGGACUAUAAGUCCAGGUGGGACAGAAACUAUAACAAUCAUGUUUCAACCUCUGUCCCCAAAGCAGAAGUGCAAUUAUGUUCUUGGGACAGGCAUGGGCAAACUUUGGCCCUCCAGGUGCUUUGGACUUCAACUCCCACAAUUCCUAACAGCCGGUAGGCUGUUAGGAAUUGUGGGAGUUGAAGUCCAAAGCACCUGGAGGGCCAAAGUUUGCCCAUGCCUGUUUUAAGAAUUCUCUGGUGUCUGGAAGCUUUCUAAAUAAUAAUUAGAAAUCAUGUAACUUAAUUAGUGAAGAAAUGCAACUAAUGCACACUUCCUCACUGUCAGAACUGUACCCCGUUUUGUUGUCAUUCCUUGCACAAAAUAUCACGGUACUAUCUUUUCAUUUUGGUGAAUGGCUGAAUUAUUUUAACUGAUCUUCUGUCGUAGUCCUUUGCAUAUUUAAUUUUAAUCCAUUUAUUUUAAACUUUGCAUAGUUGCAAUUUUAUGUGUCCUUUGUCUUACGGUAUUUAAGAUAGUUACUGCGAUUUAGGUUUGAUGGCUGGCUAGUAUCCAAAACUAUGCGGAUGGCAGUCUCCUCCUCCUGCUGCGGGACUUCCCAGCGUCUUCCCCUCUGCAUCUCUCUUGCGCUGUAAUCAUCUCCUCUGGUUAAAGGAACCCUUUGACAGACCUAGGAACGGCUGCGGUGUCUGAGGAUUAUGGCUAGAAUUAUGUGGGACAACAACAAACAAAAGGCACUUUUGGACGUGGCUGGGAUUUUAAAAGAAAAAUAUACUUGAUUAUCUGUACUCGGUUUCCAUGCAGUGAGCUCAACAGAAACCGAUGUAUGCUAUGUAUGUUUAAAACGAUCAUGAUGGUGUAAGAUAUAUAUGUAUGUAAAUAAACAGCAAGAAAUUUGAA